AUGAAGAUCAGCAAGGAGGCCGUCACCGCGCUCGCCUGGCUGUGCGUGCUGACGGGCAGCCGGCAGCUGGGCGCGGCGUCGCUGACCGUGCGGCCGCCCGAGCUAGCAGAUCUGUUGGAGUGCGAUUGCCUGCUUGUUGGCACGCAGGACGGUUCCCUAGAGCUUCAUGAGCCCAGCGGGCGCCUGAUCUUCCGGCAGCGGCUGCAUGCGGGCCCGGUGCAGCAGAUCUGCGUGCGGCCGUGCGCGACGGGCCUGCGACAGGACGACCCGACUGAGGACAUCACAGUGGCAUACCUCGAUGCCCUGGUGCGCCUGCCAGUUCUAGAGCUGCGCACGCACCUCAAGCUGCUGCACCUCAGCCGGCAGAGCGGAGGCGCCGCGAGCACACCGCCUCUCAACUACCACCGCUGGGAGCUCCCCGCUGGCUUCGGCCCGCGCAGCGGCGCCGUGUGCCUGGGCCAGCGCCCGCGCGGCCUCGACGCGCUGCUGUCCGGCGCCGCCAGGGGCGCCAGCAGCAGGGCGGCAGACCACAAGCUCCUCAUUGCCACGGGCGGCACGAAGCCGCCGCUGGCGGGCGUGGAGGUCGAGGAGCACCCGCAGCGCAGCGCCCUGGCGCGGCUCGCGGGGGUCGCGGGGUCUGUCACCUACGCGGCAGCGGGCGCGGCGUACGGGGCGGCGUCCAAGGCGGUGACGCUCGGGCCUAGCCUUCUGUCUUCAGGUGUCCGCUCCCUCACCAGCUGGGUCGCCGGCUCCCCCCGCGACGCCCAGCGCGCGGCUGCUGUGCCCACGUACGACCUGCAAGGCGCGCCCAAGCCGGAAGCUUCCCUGCCCUGGCGGCCAUUGCACGACGACCCCAGGAAGCUUGGGCCCCUGGUUCCCGCGCCCGCGGGGGCCCUGCUGGCAGCGGCGGACAACCUGGGGCGCGUGCUGCUGGUCAACGGCGCAAACAUGGCGGUCCUGCGGAUGUGGAAGGGCUACCGUGACGCGCAGUGCGGCUGGGCGCUGCCGCCCGACGGCCACCCCUGGGCGCACCACGGGCUGCUGCUCGUGCUGCACGCGCCGCGGCGGGACCUGAUAGAGGUCUGGGCGCCCCGCUCCGGCGCCCGCGUCGCCGCCGCGCGCGCGGAGGGCGCCUGCCGCCUGCUGCCCGUCGCGGCGCCGUGCGGCGGGUGGCGGAACGAGCUCGCGGGGCGGUGGGCGGCGCGCGGCGCGCCGAGCACGGUGGUGCUGCGGCUGGCGGGGAGGCGGCGGGGGCGCAUGUGGGACGUCUUGGACCUUGCCUGGAGGUGA
Molecule: messenger RNA, 1290 nt
Organism: Monoraphidium neglectum
Lineage: Eukaryota; Viridiplantae; Chlorophyta; Chlorophyceae; Sphaeropleales; Selenastraceae
Exons: 7
Coding region: 1-1290 (429 amino acids)
Biological process (GO): regulation of GTPase activity
Source: RefSeq, a predicted model, not a curated record